AUGACUUAUGAAAUCAUAAACAAGAUAAAUUCAUCCCUAGAUGAUUCUCCAUCAAAUGAUCGUUCUUUAUUAUUAGAACAAUUAAGAACCAAAUCAAGAGAUGAAACAUUUUUAAAAAAUUUCCCAUCAGAACAAUUAGAUCAAUUAAUUAUUGUUUAUUCUAAAAUGUCUACUCUCAAGGAUCAAUUAGUAAUAAUAUCAACUAUAUGUAAUGUUUUAUUAUUAAAUGACCAAUUUAGAAAUGAAGAAGCUUCAAAAAUUUUACAAAAAUCUGUUCCAAGAUUAGAAGAUAUAUUAGAUUAUGUUAGUGAACGUGAAAUUAAUUCUGAAAGUCAAUAUAAUGAUUUUUUACCAAUUUUUAGAUUAUAUUAUUUAUUAAGUUAUAAUAGCAGCUUAAUACCAUUAAUUAAAAGUGCUAUAUUGAAAAUUAGUGGGAAAUUAUUAAAUUUUAUUACUUUGAGUGGAGUGGAAACUAAAAGUUUAAAUAAAAUAAUUAUUGAAAUUUUAAAAAUUAUUUAUUCAUUUGUUCAUCAAGGUGAAGAUUCUUCAGGUAUUGAUAGUGUUUUUGUAUUAAGUUGUAAUAAAUUUAAUUUAUUAUAUAACAAAUCCAUUCAAACAAGUCAAGAUUAUGAUGAAAUUUUACAACAUUUUGGUAAUAUAUUAAUUACAAUAUCAAUAGAAGUUGCCAAGAAUUAUAUGUUGAAUAAGAAAACAUUUGCACAAAAUGAAAUUAAAUUUUUAAAUAAAAUUUCAUUUGGUGAUGUAUUUGGUUUAAAUACUCCAGUUUCAAAUUUAUUAACUUUAGAUGUAUUAAUAACGAUGGAUCAUGAUGAAAAUGAAGUUAAAAAUAUAGUUAAAAAUGAAUUAAAUUUAGAUCAUUUAGAAACUUUAGGUUCAAAAGAUUUAAAUUUAAGUACUAUAUUAAUUGAAUUGAAAAAAAAAUUAGAAAUUGAAUCAUCCUUUGAUUUUACCAAGAUUCAAGAAUCAAGUUUUAUAAAUAAUCCUGGUUUAUCAAACUCAUCAAAUUCUUCUUCAAAUAAUAAAAAUGAUAAUUUUGAUGAGUUAUCAAAUGAAGAACAAGAAGAAGAAUUAAAUAAAAUUGCUGAUAUUUUUGAAAAAAUUGAAAAAAAUGGUAUAUUGAAAAUACAGACAACAUAA
Messenger RNA from Hansenula ciferrii, 1158 nucleotides. RefSeq lists its product as uncharacterized. The coding region runs from base 1 to 1158 and encodes 385 amino acids. The record is from RefSeq and is a predicted model, not a curated record. Lineage: Eukaryota; Fungi; Ascomycota; Saccharomycetes; Phaffomycetales; Wickerhamomycetaceae. The transcript has a single exon.